Centropristis striata (black sea bass) is the source of this 5442-nucleotide messenger RNA. RefSeq names its product neural cell adhesion molecule 2-like. The transcript has 17 exons. Gene Ontology annotation, cellular component: membrane. The coding region runs from base 20 to 2641 and encodes 873 amino acids. Gene Ontology annotation, molecular function: protein binding. NCBI's taxonomy places the organism in Eukaryota, Metazoa, Chordata, Actinopteri, Perciformes, Serranidae. The record is from RefSeq and is a predicted model, not a curated record. Gene Ontology annotation, biological process: cell adhesion.
GUGAGGUUGGAAAGAAGUGAUGCUGGUGGGGGGGUCCUCAGCGCAGAGCAAGCGCGGUGAACGCGCGGCGAGCGGGAGCGCGCGUAUAGGAAGAAGGGGAAGGGAAGGAAGGAGCUGUGAGCAGAUCAGUCGCCAGCGGAGCCCAAGACGGUGGAUGAACGGAGCCGAGCGUGUGUGUCGCCCUUGUCGUUUUUUACAGCAGCUGAAAGCAGCGUCCGGCAGCCCGAAACACUGCCCGAAAAUGAUGCUCAAACUCGUCCAUCUCCUCGGGGUGCUCGUCUGCGGCAGCCAAGCCGCACUGCAGGUGUCCAUAUCCUUGAACAAAGUGGAGUUAAGUGUCGGCGAGUCCAAGUUCUUCAUCUGCACAGCAAUUGGCGAGCCAGUGAGGCUGGAGUGGUACAACCCUCAGGGCGAGCGCAUCGUGCCCUCCAAGCGGAUGGCGCUCCACACGGAGACGUCACGAUCCAGGCUCAUCAUUUACAACGCCAUCAUCGAGGACGCGGGUAUCUACCGCUGCCAGGCCACCGACGCCAGCGGUCACACCGAGGAGGCCUCCGUGGUGCUGGAGAUCUACCAGAGGCUGACGUUUCGGGAUGUUCAGUCACCGCAGGAGUUCCGCCACGGUGAGACGGCGGAGGUGGUCUGUGAUGUCAUUAGCUCGCCGGUGCCCGUGGUGGUGUGGUACUACCAGGACAAAGAGAUCACUGAGGAACAUCACAGCAGGUUCCAGGUGCUGCCAAACAACAACCUGCAGGUCCACCAGGUGACCAAGGCCGACGAGGGCGUGUACCGAUGCGAGGCCAGCGUCGAGGCUCGGGGAGAGAUCGACUUUGUAGACAUUGCGGUGGUGGUCAACGUCCCUCCGGUGCUGUCAGUGUUCCAGCGGUCCUUCAAUGCUACAGCUGACUACCAGGAGUCAGUCACCUUCACUUGCAUGACGUCUGGGUCUCCUGACCCUGUGGUCACAUGGCACAGGAAAGGGCAGCAGCUGGAGCCGUCUGAGCAGUAUAUUAUCAGCCGGGUGGAUGGAGGGCGGAGCAUGUUAACCAUCCGCAAUAUCCGACAGGGCGACGGGGGCACCUACACUUGCAAGGCCACCAACAAGGCGGGAUCUCAGGAAAGGGAGAUCUUCCUCAAAGUUUUUGUCCAGCCUCAUAUCACCCAGCUGAAAAACGUGACAGCCGUGGAGGGCAGCGCCGCCAUGAUCUCCUGCGUGGCUGAGGGCGAGCCUCUGCCCGACAUUUCCUGGAGGAGAGCCAGCGACGGUCAUACCUUCGUGGACGGAGACAAGACUCAGGACGGACGCUUUGAAGUCCGUGGCCGUCACGGCAAGUCGGUGUUGACCAUCAGCGGAGUGAUGCUCACAGACUUGGGUCGAUUUGACUGCGAAGCGUUGAGCCGGAUCGGAGGUCAUCAGAAGAGCAUGUUCCUGGAUAUUGAGUAUAUACCAAAGUUCCUGACCAACCACACCAUCUAUUACUCAUGGGAGGGGAACCCAGUGAACAUCAGCUGUGAUGUGAUGUCCAACCCUCCUGCCACCAUGCUGUGGAGGAGAGAGCGAUUCACCAUCUCUGCAGAGGGAACUGCCAACACGCGGGUACACAGUGCAGACGGCAAGUCUGUGCUGGAGGUGACUCCGAUGUCCGACAGGGACUUUGGCCGCUACAACUGCACGGCCAGGAACAACAUUGGAGUUCGAUACCAAGAGUUCAUUCUCGCCCAGGCAGAUGUACCAUCAAAUCCAUACUCAGUGCGUCUGUCAGCUGUUUCCCAGCGCCUAGCAACCGUCACCUUCAUGAAGCCCGACUCUCACGGCGGCGUCCCCAUCAGCUUCUACCUGGUCCAGUACAAGGAGGUCGGCUCACAGGACUGGAGGGACGUCAAGUCACACAGCAUCCAGACGACGGUGGUGCUGACGGGGCUGGAGCCCAACACGACAUACGAGGUUCGAGUGGCAGCUGUCAACGGAAAGGGUCAAGGAGAGUUCAGCCACACGGAGAGCUUCCAGACUUUACCCAUCCGAGAGCCGAGUCCGCCGGCGGUCCACGGGCAGAGAGGAAUGGGCAAGGCCUACAGGCUGGGGCUGGUCAAGCAGGACGAUGGAGGGAUGCCCAUCGUGGAGUACAUAGUCAAGUACAAGACUGAUAAAGAGGAGCAGUGGAUGACCAAGCUGGUCCCGGGAGCGAAUGAUUUUGCCAUGCUGCAGCCGCUGCAGUGGAACACAAGAUAUGAAGUGGAAAUCACAGCGCGCAACGUCAAGGGCCUCUCGGAGCCAACCUUCUAUCAGUUCUUCAUGCCACAGAAACCUGACAUUACAGCAGAAUCCCUGUUCAGCGGCAUGGGCCUGGGGACGGUGGUGGGCCUGGGCCUGGGAGCGCUGCUGCUGCUCCUCGUGCUGGUGGACGUCAGCUGCUUCUUCCUGCGUCACUGCGGCCUGCUGAUGUGCAUCACGCGCACCCUGUGCAGCAAGAAAACAGCCACCAGCGGCAAGGGCAAAGAGAUAGAAGAGGGCAAGGCUGCCUACCUGAAACUACCACUGAAGGAAGAAAAUGGAAAAGAGUCUCUCAAGCCGGAUACGAUUGAAAUCAAAGUGCACAGUGACAACAGCAUCCACACAAAGCCCGACGACAGCAAAGCGUAAAAGGGUCGGUCCCCUCGCUACCAAAAGAACAUUCGGAUCACGAGACCAAAACCCAGAGCAACUACAACGCUGGAAAAUAGUGGAGUAAAAUACCAUAUCUGUUUAUAACAAUGCCCCAGUGACAGGCAUGUGUAAAUACAAAUAAUAGGGAGAAAAUAGAGAGAAAGGGUCGAUCUUUUAGACACCCUGAGUGAUAAAUGUAUCAUGUUCUUAAAAACAUGGCAUCAGUGGAAGGCUCAACGAUUGUAUUUUUUUUUUGUCCCAUUUUUUCCACCAUUUUUUUAUUUCCCAUAGACUCUCAUGCAGUUAAAUGGUGAUAAAUCAGCCCCCAUUAUGACUCCUUACACAAAGACAGGCAAAGCUCCUAUGCUAGUGUGCCCUUAAGCUCACACCGCUAAUGCUCUUUCCUUUGUCAGAGCAAAACGCAUGGGCCUUCACCGCAGGAUAUCACAAUUAUUUGAACCCAAUCGAGUGUUUCCAUGCCUGAGUGUUAAACUACUGCAACCUUUUUAUGCCUUUAAUAGUCGAGCUAGGUGUCGAGGCUAACGCGAGGCAUGGCGUUUUAAUCUAGCUGAGGUCUUAAUGAGAUUUUGAGGUUUUAUUGCUUCAGGAAAACGUGACGACAGGUUCUUAUUAAAGGCAUUCAUUCCAAGGUGAAAAAUUCGGACUUAAUAUUUGACGACUAAUGCUUUCUGAAGGGCUAUUGUGGAUCAUAGUUUGUGUUGCAGGAAAACAAACUUUUAAAAGAAUCAAAAACUUAAGGAAUGUGUUGCAAUCUAUACAGCAUUAAACCACACAUGUGCAUUGUUAGCAAGGCCUUUUAUAUUGUUGACACUCUUCAAUCGUCUCUAACAAUGUGUGCAUACGUAUGUUUUAUUCAUCUUUGUUCAAACUGCACUGUAAGCCAUUUUGGUAUGCAGCUUGAGUAAUGAAAAAAUGAUGUGUUGAAAGGCCACAAAUGCCCUGAACAGUGUCAUGUAAUUGUUGCUAUGUGAAUGGUAGGACCCAAGGCAUGGGAACAAACAAUAUGCUGACGAGAAAUAAAUCAACAUGUGAGUUAUGUAUGUUUUUAAUGAUAAACAUUGGUUUCUUUAUUGUCUCUGAUCUGCCUCAGAUGCUAUUUUUUCUUUUUUGUUUCCUGGUCUGAUCGCUAUUCUCUCUGAUGUUGUCAUGUGUUGUACAUAGGUGGAAAAAAAAAGAAUAUUUUACAGAGCUUUUAUGUAAAUAUACCCUAAAGGAUGUGUCUUUUUUCAAAAGGCAACAGGCUUGGCUUUUUCUUGUGAACGCUCCUCAAAUGAAAAAAACUUUUUUUUUUCUGUUCUGUUUUUUCUUUUCUUCUUCUGUUGUGUUUUGGUCCAAAGUUCAGUGAUGGUGUAAUAUUGUUUUUUCAAGUCAUUUGCUUUCCCUUAAGAAAAAUCCAUGCCCUAAGGCUAUUUCACGGUAUUUCAAUGGAGACAGUAAUUACGGCAUUAGUGUGCCUUCUCCUUUUUCUUUUUCUCCCCCCCUCGUGGCCCAAUGCCGCUGCAGCAGUGUAGACCUUCAAGUGAAUUUUUGAUCGUGCUGCUUUUUUGCAACAGAAUGUGUCAGAAGAUUGAAUUUAAUUGUGGUGCUGUGAAUUCUGGGAAACGUAGUCUUAGGAUUGUGGGUCGUUGUCGACAACACUGGACAGAAAAACUGACGUGUAGAACUACCUAGUGCGACUAGAUGUCAGGUUUAUGCUGUAACUCAUCAUAAAGUACAGUGACGGGCUGCAGAAAUCUGGUUUUAACGCCAUGUGUGUGUGUGUGUGUGUGUGUGUGUGCAUACAUGCAUGAGUGAGUGAAUACACUGAAUCAGGUUGCAUGUAUGUGUGUUGAAUGUAUCUGCACGUAUUGUAAGUUAAGCCGUUUGUGUGUGCCCAUUUAGAUUUUUCACAAUAAAAGUCUCCUGAUUUAAAAAAAAAAAAAAUCAAUUAAAGAGCAAAACUUCAGGCUUUUAUUUUGUUUUAAUUUAUUGGUUAUUUUAUUUUAUCUAUUUAUAUUUGACGGAAGUGUAUUAUUGAGUACACUUUUCAGCUCCAUGAUGCAGCUCGGGCGAGUCAUAUACAGUAGAAUAUGAUGACCACGUGCCAAGUAUGAAUGUCCGAGUGCUGUGAGUGUGUUCCUCUUUGAGUUGGCGAGCGCUCUCACUCUGAGUGCGCUCUGAUAGGUAGACCUGAUUAUGUAGUUCUCGACAGUGAUUAAUUCCCCAGGCUGCAGCACUCCACGCAUGGGUCUGCAAGCCCCCUCCCUCCCCUGUAGCCGCCGCCCCCUCGCCACUAUUCACUCUCAGACUCCAUUGGUUUUUAUCUCAGACCUCAUAGUGCUGGCUUUGUUUUCUCCCAGCGAGCCCUUGUACCUGCAUAUCUCAAAUGGAUGGCCCUGCCAUGGAGUGGUUCCGCUGCCUGUUACGAUGACUGUAAAUAUGGGAGCACAGUGCCUGGAGGCUAUACGAUUUGUACAUGUUCUUUUGUAUUUGAAUAUGAGUCUAAAUACCCCACUGCCCCCUCCCUUAUCCCCCCCUCCCCCUCCCCCCGUCCUCACUUCCUCUCUGUCUCCUCCACCAUGCCUCGGUCCUUUUUCUGUAGGGGGUAAAACAGGUGUGUUUGAGCUCAGUGUACAGUAUUUGUCCUCUUUGUCCCCAUGCUCCCGUGUCCCUUGGACUGUCCCUGCUGAGUGUGCUUUGUGCAGGAGGUGGGAACUAUUGAUGUCUCUCUGUACGUACCUGUGGAACACUUGUGACUCCUGUCAUUUGCCGCUGUAAAUAAACAUGUCCUGGUAGAA